Molecule: messenger RNA, 2649 nt
Organism: Xiphias gladius (swordfish)
Lineage: Eukaryota; Metazoa; Chordata; Actinopteri; Istiophoriformes; Xiphiidae
Product: heterogeneous nuclear ribonucleoprotein D0-like
Exons: 8
Coding region: 359-1303 (314 amino acids)
Biological process (GO): regulation of gene expression
Cellular component (GO): nucleoplasm
Molecular function (GO): RNA binding
Source: RefSeq, a predicted model, not a curated record
GUAGUCUGCCGCAAAUCUCAACAGCCGAAGAAGAAGAACGAGGAUACGAUGAAAACAAAACGACUCUAAAAAUAAAUAAUCCUUCAAAUUGUAGCAACUGAAACUAUUUUUGCCUUAUGGAAACACAUUUGGCCUAAAUUCAUACUGAUAUUACAAUCAGAUUCACUCAGACAAACCUGCUAGCUUGCUCUAAUUAGCGCCAAUAUUUUUAGCUAACGAUUUAUGAUAUCAAAAUAUUAGCUAGCUUAGCCACUAGCUAUCACUAGCUCGCAGCUAACUUAACUCCUACCGGGAAUUUCGACGCAGCCUCAGUUCUUGAGCUGUUUAGCUAUAAACGUGUUAAUUAAAAAGCCAAAACAUGUCGGAUGAUUACGAAUUCAGCGACGACACGACAAUGAUGAGAAUGGAGGAGGACGGGGAGGCAAACAGUGACGACCCGAUGUCAGCGGUCGGGGACUGCGGCCUGAUGGGUGGCGAGGCCGAGGGAUCCAGAAUUGACGCCAGUAAAAACGAGGAGGAUGAGGGGAAGAUGUUUGUAGGAGGGCUCAGCUGGGACACGACUAAGAAGGAUCUGAAAGAUUACUUCUCCAAGUUCGGGGAGGUUGUAGACUGCACAUUAAAACUGGAUCCCAUGACUGGACGCUCAAGAGGAUUCGGCUUUGUACUCUUCAAAGAACCCGAAAGUGUUGAUAAGGUUGCCUCACAAAAGGAACAUAAACUCAACGGGAAGGUCAUCGAUCCCAAAAAAGCCAAGGCCAUGAAGAGCAAGGAGCCCGUGAAGAAGAUCUUUGUUGGCGGUCUGUCUCCCGACACGCCUGAAGAGAAAGUCAGAGAGUACUUUGGUGCCUUCGGAGAGGUGGAGUCAAUUGAACUUCCCAUGGAGAACAAAACAAACAAAAGGAGAGGCUUCUGCUUCAUCACGUUCAAAGAGGAGGAACCAGUAAAGAAGAUCAUGGAGAAGAAAUACCACAACAUUGGACUAAGCAAGUGUGAAAUAAAGGUGGCAAUGUCUAAGGAACAGUACCAGCAGCAGCAGUACUGGGGAGGCAGAGGUGGAUACCUAUCCAGGUCUCGAGGAAGAGGUGGUGGUCCCAAUCAAAAUUGGAACCAGGGUUAUGGCAACUAUUGGAAUCAAGGCUAUGGAAAUUAUGGCAAUUAUGGUUACAGUAAUCAAGGAUAUGGUGGCUAUGAUUACACUGGUUACAACAACUAUUAUGGAUAUGGGGACUACGACAAUCAAUCCGGUGGAUACGGCAAGUCGCCGCGGCGCGGUGGUCACACCAACAGUUACAAGCCGUAUUAAUGGGGGAAGCCCUCCAUCUUCAAGUAGCGGAGCUUCCUUGCAGGCCAUGAGCUGACUCCCAGAUACUCUCAGGGCCCGCUCAAUGCGGACCGGGUACGAGAAGCAUACGCUCUCGAAUGCUGCCAUUUGGUAUGGUCUUACAACAUCCUGUAUCAGCAUUUCUAAACUAAACAAUAUGGGACACGUCCAGCUUUGUCAUCUUUCUUUCCAUUUUAAUUUCUUUGCAACUGUUUGUAAUGUAAAACUUAAAAUAUACACAUGUAAUUGUCAUUUUUUACAGGCCCUUACUCCCCCACAAGUAAUGAUUAUAAAUAUGAAAAAAUAACUAUUUGCUUUUCAAAGGAUAUGUACAGCAUUCUCUGGACUUUCCAGUUCCUAUUGUUAAUAUAUGCAUUCCUAAUCUUUAUCUAAAAUGCUUGUUUCUUUAUUUAGCUCUUGUAGCCAGUAGUCCAUGAGCUAAAACCUGGUUCGUAUUUGGACUCUACUGUGUUGGGGGAUAAAGUGCUUUACUUUUGUGUACAUGUAUUGUUCUGUUUUGUGUUACUGACAGCGAUGGAAAAGACUCCUCUUUUGUUAAUUUUCCUGUAACAAAUUUUCCUCUUAUAACCUUUUGUUAAAACAAGAAGAAUCAAAGUGUCACCACAUUUCCAGAAAUUUGCAUGUAAUGCUUUCUUUAAUGUGUAUUUUUGACCAAUCAAAGGUUUCUUCCAUUUAGUAUUUUGGCUUUGACUUCUUCAAUUUAUCGCACUUCAGGAUUUCUAGCUUAUGGACUAACUUUUUGUAACUGUAAAAUGUUAAAAUAAUUGUUCUCGGUUUGUUUUUACUUAUUGUUUUUUUUACAUUGGACAUUAUAAACACGGGGGAUUCCUAUUUGAUUGUAAUUUGAACAGGGUUUUGUUCGUCUAUAGCUGAUUUCUUUUUGUUUGUUUUUUCCAUAGGUUUCAGAGUGAUGAAAGUCUGCAGUGCGCUGGUGGGGCAUUGGCCAAAGAGAUGAUGGUAUCCAGCAAAGAUCACUUAGCUGAUUGUAAGAAAAUAAAUGAAGAACACUAUGACCUACAGUACAUUUCCUCUAUAUUUACCAGAGUAUUUGUUGUAUCUUAAAAGUUUUGGAUUUUGAUGUUUUGCCUUUUAUUUAGAUUGCUGCCAAGUUUUAGCAGUUCCUCGUCCCUUUUUUUUUUUUUUUUUUUUUUUGUAUUUAAUGUUCUCAAAUGCUAUUUGUGAAUUGCUUGAUUUAUUCCAUAACUGAAAUGUUAGAUUGGCUGGAAGAGAUCACACAUAUAUACAAGUGCUGGGGUAGCAAAAAUACAAGAUGCAUUGGUACAAUUUAUCCUCUUUAUCAGCAUCAU